Gopherus flavomarginatus (Mexican gopher tortoise) is the source of this 6044-nucleotide messenger RNA. RefSeq lists its product as uncharacterized. Lineage: Eukaryota; Metazoa; Chordata; Testudines; Testudinidae. The transcript is spliced from 14 exons. Gene Ontology annotation, molecular function: DNA-binding transcription repressor activity, RNA polymerase II-specific. Gene Ontology annotation, biological process: negative regulation of transcription by RNA polymerase II. The record is from RefSeq and is a predicted model, not a curated record. The coding region runs from base 128 to 4213 and encodes 1361 amino acids.
CGCCCCAGCAUGGCCGCUGUGCCCAGCCCCUAUUGAGGAGGCGCUGGGACUCUGCCAGCCCAGAGCCGUCGCUCCGCUCGGCCCCGCUCCCAGGCAGGCUCCGGCUCGACGAUCCCUCCCCAGGGCCAUGGCUGAGUGGGCGCCCGAGCAGGCUCUUGAAUGGGACAUGGAGUCCCAGGACCUGUCACUUGAACAGCCUCUUGCUGUCCCCGAACCAACUUCUAUGGAAGAAGCAGAUCUUCAGACGGCAGAGAUUUCCCUUACGGUUGUGGCGGAAAUCCAAGCUGUGGACAGGAAGGUUGAGGUUCAGGCAGCACAACUGAUGAAUCUGGAGGGAAGAAUGAGGAUGGCAGAAACGAAACUAGUCGGUUGUGAGAAGACAGCGGUGGAGUUUGGGAACCAGCUGGAGAGUAAGUGGACUGCACUGGGAACUCUGAUCCAGGAGUACGGGCAACUGCAGAGGAGGCUGGAGAACAUGGAGAACCUGCUGAAGAACAGGAACUUCUGGAUCCUGAGACUCCCCCCUGGUGCCAAUGGAGAAGUCCCCAAGGUGCCAGUGACGUUUGAUGAUGUUUCUGUCUACUUCUCUGAGCAGGAGUGGGGGAAGUUGGACGAUUGGCAGAAAGACCUUUACAAAAACCUGAUGAAAGGCAACUAUGAAUCAUUGAUCUCACUGGACUACGCCAUCUCCAAACCUGACCUUCUGUCCAGGAUUGAACGGGGGGAGGAGCCAUGUGGGGGGGCUCAGGAGGACUCUGAGGAGAGCGCGAUCCCGAUGGAGUCUAGCACAGAAUUGCUGAGCCUUACUCAUGACACUGUAUCAUGGGUAAAACAAGAAGACCUGUACAUCAGGGAUCAGUGGGACUCAGAAGAGAGAGAGAUCUCUACAGAGCCCAGCACAGCAGACGACAAGGUUGUAGUCAAAGCUGAGGAGGGAAUCCCAGUGAGCCUGGAGCUGUACAGCAUGUUGCCUGGACGACCAGAAGAGACUGUUUUCCAGUACCCUGAGCAGGAACUGAUCUGUGACGAUCAGGGCAACGUCAGCAUCCAGGGAGAAUACCCUGAUGGGAACAGUCUGGGGGACUCGGCUGCAGGCGAGAGAGACUUCAGUAACUUCACCACAAUCAUUGUCCAAGAGGAGAGCCUCCCAGGAGAGGCACCGUACGUCUGUUCUGAAUGUGGGAAAAGCUUCCUCUACGAGCAGCAGUGCGUACUGCACCAGAGGAUCCAUGGCGAAGCCCACACACCUCCUGAGCACAGGGAGAACUUCAAGCAAAACCACAGUCUCAAAUCCUGCCCACAGAUCCAGCGAGGGGAGAGACUUUAUAACUGCCCUGAGUGUGAGCGGAGCUUCUCUCACAAGUCGAGCCUCAGCAAACAUCAGCUCUCCCACACAGGGGACCGGCCAUACACCUGUGCUGAGUGCAAGAAGAGCUUCCAGCUGAAGAUUAACCUCAUGAUACACCAGAGGAGUCAUGCGGGGAAGAGCAGGGGCUUGUAUAUCUGCAACGAAUGUGGGAGGGGCUUUAACCACCAUUCGAACUUCAUUAGGCACCAGAUGAUCCACACUGGGGAGAGACCCUAUGGCUGCACCGAGUGUGGGAAAACCUUCAUGCGGAAGGAGCAUCUCCUCACCCACCGGCGCCUGCAUACGGGAGAGCGGCCCUACCAGUGCACCGAGUGCCGGAAGAGCUUCACCCGCAAGCAGCACCUGGUGGGACACCAACGCAUCCACACUGGGGAGAAACUCUGGGGGACGCUGGCAGCACAGAGACGCUUGCACGAGCUGCCGGGCAAAGCGCACAGGGGAGAGCCUGUGUCUCUGCACUUGCUGCAAAAGGAGUUCCCCCCGGGUUUGUUGAGCUACUCGGGGAGAGACCCCCCUGCGCCCGCGAGUCAGACCCAUUGCUGCCGCAGAGAGCGGAGCCCCCGGGCGCAUCGGCCCCUCUUCGCCGCCUCAGGCCUGCGCUGCCUCAGCCAGCGGGGCCGGCCCGUGGCGAGGCGGCGCCGGGACUCUGCCCAGCCCGGAGCGGGAGCGGAGCUCGGGGUCGGCCGGGCCGGGCCUGGCCCCCUGGGGAUCCAGCCGCGCGGCUCGUUCCCGGAGCGGGGCGAGUCUCGUCGUGACUUCCCCGGGUCCCCGCGGAGCAGCCUCGCCCGAUCCGAGCUCCGGCUGCGCCUGGGCCGGGAACAAAGGGCCAUGGCCGAGCGGGCCGCUGCCCAGGGUGCAGAACUGGAUGCAGUGACACAGUGCCCAUCUCCUUUACCACCUCCCAUUGUCCCUGAACGAACCUCUGAAAGAGAAACUCAGACUGCAGAGAUUUCCCUGACUGUUGUGGCAGCAAUUCAAGCCGUAGAGAGAAAAGUGGAUUCUCAUGCCACACGGUUGUUGGAUCUGGAGGGGAGAACUGGGAUGGCUGAGAAGAAAUUAAUAGACUGUGAGAAAACAGCAGUGGAGCUUGGCAACCAGUUGGAGAGUAAAUGUGCUGCACUGGGAACUCUGAUCCAGGAGUACGGGCUGCUGCAGAAGAGGUUGGAGAACAUGGAAAACCUGCUGAAGAACAGGAACUUCUGGAUCCUGAGACUUCCCCCAGGCACUAAUGGAGAAGUCCCUAAGGUGCCCGUGACAUUUGAUGACGUCUCAGUCUAUUUCAAUGAGAAGGAGUGGGAGAAACUAGACGAAUGGCAGAAGGAACUGUACAAGAAUGUGAUGAAGGGCAAUUAUGAAUCUUUGAUCUCCUUGGACUCUGCAAUUUCCAAACCUGGUGUUUUGUCACAUACCGAACAAGGAGUAGAGUCACGGGUCAGAGGGCAGCAGGACUCAGAUGAGGAGAGAGAGAUCCUUACUGACCCCAGUGCAGCAGGUAUAAGGGUCGUGAUCAAAACAGAGGAGAUUCAUCCUGAGGACUGCCCUGAAAACCUGGAGCUGGACAGAAUGUUGGAACGAUCAGAAGGAAGUUUCCAGAAUCCAGACCAGGAAGUAGCCCAUGGUAGUCCGUAUGGCUCAGUAACGCCUCCGAGAAACCCCUCAGGGAACUGUCUGGAUGAGUCCACCGAAUAUAAAACAGAUUUCAGCGAAAUCAGAAGAGUCAUUGUUCAGCAGGGUAACUGCACAGAUGACGGGAUUGUGAUCAAAACUGAGGAGGAGGAUGAUCCUGACACCUUGGAGCCAUAUGCCAUGUUCUCAGGCAGAGCAGAGCAGCAGAUUUUCCAGAAUCAUGAGCAGGGGACAACUUGUGAGGCUCAGUGCAGUUCCAAAAUGCAGCAGAGAAUUCCAGUCGGAAACAGGCCAGGGCAAUCUACUCCCUGUGGAAGAGACGCCAGUGAAACGAAGACAGUCAUCGUCCACCAGAGAAACCGCACCAGGGAAAGACCUUAUAUCUGCCCUGAGUGUGGGAAAAGCUUCAUGCUGAAGAUCAACUUUAUAAUCCACCAGAGGAACCAUCUCAAAGAGGGGCCCUACGAAUGUAAUGAGUGCGACUUAAGCUUCAGGAUCAAGCAGCAGUUUAUCCUGCACCAGCGCAGCCACACACGACGGGGAGUCGGCCCGGCCCGGCGUGUGGAGAACUUCAGAGACAAGCACAGCCUCAAGCCAGAGCAGAGAACGCCACCGGCAGGGAAACCCUAUAAGUGCACAGAGUGUGAGAGCAGCUUCAGCCACAAGUCAAGCCUCAGCAAACACCAGAUCACACAUGUGGGGGAGCGGCCAUACACGUGCAGUGAGUGCAGGAAGAGCUUCCGGCUGCAGAUCAGCCUGAUAAUGCACCAGAGGAUCCACACUGGGAAGAGCGAGAUGUCCUUCAUAUGCCCUCAGUGUGGAAAAAACUUUAGUCGCCCCUCCCAUCUCCUCAGGCACCAGAGGACUCACACGGGGGAGCGGCCCUAUAAAUGCACCCAGUGCGAGAAAACCUUCAGUGAGAAGUCUAAGCUUACCAACCACUACCGCAUCCACACGCGGGAGCGGCCGCAUGCCUGCACUGAGUGCGGCAAAGGCUUUAUCCGCAAGCACCACCUGCUAGAGCACCAGCGCAUCCACACUGGGGAGCGACCCUACCACUGCACUGAGUGCGGCAAGAACUUCACUCAGAAGCACCACCUGCUGGAGCACCAGCGGGCUCACACCGGCGAGAGGCCCUACCCCUGCACUGAGUGCACGAAGUGCUUCCGGUAUAAACAGUCCCUUAAGUACCACUUGAGGACGCACACGGGGGAGUAGGAGCCAAUGGGAGCUGCAUCUCACCGGGGCAUUUGAGUCAGGAGUCUUUGUGGAAGGAAGCAGUGGUGCAACAGUGUGUAGGGACUGAUAUUUUGUUGUAAAACAAAGCAAGUAAUAUGCAGCAAAAUUUAAAAGACCAGAAAAAGCUAAUUUAGGGUAAAUAUUCAUCAUAAUGUACAGGAUAUUUUGCUGAAGUAGGACUAACUGCUUUUUAAAUCUAUUCCUUUUGAUAAUAAAUGUGAAGUAACUUUUAUUUGAUAAGCAAAUUUAAGAUUUCAGUUUUUUUAAAUAUAUAAUAUCACACUGUACAUCGUUCCUUUUAAUCUGGAAAAUCCCGGAGUGGUUUACAUGCCUUCUACAGGGAUUGUGUCACCUGCUGCUGAGAUGCAGCUGCCCCAGGGUGGAACAUGGCAUCUCUUUAACAGUGCACAGCAAUGGUAUGUGCGCCAAUCCCGGUUGAGGUUAUUUGUAUAUCCACACAGAAACUACAAAAAGAAUUUUGUAUGGAUUAUUUAGAUGUAAAAUGAUAAAGGAUGGCUUGCCCUAACACAGUCAUUAAUUAUACAAUACAGUGGAAUCCCAGUCACAUUAAAAUAGUCAUGCCAUCUGGAAGCCAGCCAGCCACCUCUUUACCCUUCUGGGAAGGGAGACAGUGUAAAGUGUAAUUUUGUCUAGCUGACUGAUGUAAACAUCCUGCUCUUGUGAUGAAAAGGAUCUACUCAGUUAUCCAGUCUGUCUCCCUGCCAACACAUGAUGUUCCCAAGUGUGUUGGUCAUUCUAAUUUCAAAUGACCCAAGUGGUGAAGUUUCCACAGCAUCCCUUGGCCAGCUGUUCUCAGCUGCCCCAUCUCAGCCUUAGAAAGUUUGCGGAUAUAUGCUAACUCUCUAAUGGGCUUUAUGGUCAGGGCUGUGGUGUUCUAUUUCAUCUGAAAGAGCACUGCCCUGGGGCACUGGCUCAGUGCAUGUUCAUUCAGUAAGGUCUGGGAGGGGAGGGCAGGGCUGGGAGAACCUUGGUGAGUAUGUGGUCCUUGGAGGAGUCCUCCUAGCCCUACUUUCAUCACAGUGUUCAGACUGAUGUGAAGCCAGGUGCUGGUUUCCCUGUGCAGUGUCCCUGUCUAGUGUGUCCUGCUGUGAAUGGGAAAAAGCAGCAGCAGCACAGGGGUGGGGUGGCUGUGUCUCAGAUGCUCAUCUGUGUGUGUUUUGGGGUAGAAGAGGUGGCUCUGAAUCUCCUGCAGCCCAGGGACAGGGUGGAAAUAGAAAUAAAGCCUUUGGUUGGGUUUAGGAAACACCCCUUGCUAGAUCCGGUUGUGCCCAGGUCAGUAGGUGUUUCCCAGGGAUCCACUGAAUGGUGAAUAUUCAGGUAUUGAAUUUCAUUUUAUUGUCACACUGGAGUCAGUGCAGAGUGAGGGACCAAUAGAUCUUCAUCCUGGGCUAUAAACAAUCCAGUUUUGUGCUACUGGAUUACUCGUUCCUCCCCGUGCCUUUCUGAAAUUCUUACAGCUCCGUGAUUAUUCCAGUUCUGUCGUUUCAUGGUUCUUGCAGUUCACAUGAUUAGUGGCAUCAAGUUUAAUUUUAUUGGCUUUGUCACAGAUUAAAUCUAGAGAAAUUUGAGCGAAAAAGUUGUAUUAGUACAGUCCGCUCCUGGGUGUCAAUGCAGAAUGCUUGCCUGUUGGAUGAAAUUCUGCCCUGUGCAGAUGGCCAGCAAUUGGGUGAGUUAAAUAGGAUUUUAAUGCUGCCAGCGCCUUAUUCUGGCCUGACUAUAGAUAAAUUGCACCAGUUUGGACAAUAUCUCCAAUAAACCAUGGCGUUUGUUUAUUUUUUUAAGCUGUUAA